Molecule: messenger RNA, 503 nt
Organism: Hyalella azteca
Lineage: Eukaryota; Metazoa; Arthropoda; Malacostraca; Amphipoda; Hyalellidae
Exons: 5
Coding region: 84-503 (139 amino acids)
Source: RefSeq, a predicted model, not a curated record
CAUGGUAGGAGGGACUUGAGGGAAGACUAUAUAAGUGCUGGGAAUCAGUGAGUGCCACCACAGCUCCGUCUUCACUCGUCAGCAUGCAGGGAACGUGUGUUGCGCUUCUUGCCCUCCUGGGCCUCGCGGCCGCGCAGGUGCAGCUCAACCUCGAGUUCGAGUACCUCAACAAGUUCGGCAACGUCAAGGUGCGACAAGCGUGCUUCGGUACCGAGGCAACGAUGGCGUACCACGCAGAGGUUGACCGCGCCGUUACCACCUGCUUCGCUAAGUUCAGGGCACCGCAGGUCUCCAACGACAACGGAAUCCAGACACUUUUCAGCCUCUUCCGUAAGAAGCGAUCAGCUGCGCGCUAUCCCUCGUCUCGCGUUACUUCAGAGAAGCGAGCAGCCCCGCGCUAUCCCGAGUCUCGCGUCAAGUUCAUCGCCGACGAGAUCAAGACCGAGGUCGACUAUUUCCGCUGUGUCAUGACCGAGAUGGGCUUUUCCAAGAGACCAAUGUAG